This is a messenger RNA of Heteronotia binoei (common prickly gecko), 1330 nucleotides long. Its product is annotated as RNA-binding Raly-like protein. The record is from RefSeq and is a predicted model, not a curated record. The transcript is spliced from 7 exons. Gene Ontology annotation, cellular component: nucleus. The coding region runs from base 246 to 866 and encodes 206 amino acids. NCBI's taxonomy places the organism in Eukaryota, Metazoa, Chordata, Lepidosauria, Squamata, Gekkonidae. Gene Ontology annotation, molecular function: RNA binding.
CCCCCGUGCAUGUGACGGAGAUGGUUUGCUUCGUCUUUUCCCGUCUCCUCCUCUUCUCUCUCCUCCCCCACCUCCAAAGGACAGAUGGUACAUUCCUCUGGUACAGCAUUCAGACUUGAGAGCCAUUCUCUAGCAAAGAGCUUGCUGGCAAGUCAGCGUGUGCUUACAGAGAUCACCCCAGGCUGGGCAAGCAGCGAUUCCGGAGCCUGGCACCAGGGCCUCCCCUCAUCUCAGUCUAGGGUGGCAUGACACUUUUUGGCAGCAGGGAAGGGUGCUGGAGAUAUCUAGAUAUGGCCCGAGAACCUAAGCUGAGCCAUACCAGACCUGGUCAGAAGAGGCAACAUGGUGGAGGCCUGUACCACAGCAGUGAUCUGGACUAUGAGGUCUACAAAGAGGAUUUCCCAUACAGAGUUUAUGAAUACCAGAAGAUCCCUCCUCUUAUCAGUCACAUCCCUGUCAAGACCAAGCGAAGCCACCUAGGGGCUGGUGGCAAGAGCACCCUGGGCCCUCACACAGGGUUGAAAAGCAGCAGCAACUCUGUGGCAGGUCGUACAAAGUUGCGAGCAGAGGAGCUACACUCCAUCAAAGGGGAACUAAGUCAGAUCAAAGCCCAGGUGGACAGUUUACUCGAGAGCCUGGAUAAGAUGGAUCAAAGACGGGAGCAUCCAACAGGCUCCAAGGAAGUCAAGAAGAAAAAUCUAUCCAGUGGGGAGUCCUCAUACUCAGCAGGGGAUACAUCCUGGAAGAAGGAGAGUGCAGCAAAUGAUGGACACACCGCUACACAGGAGGUCGACAGUGCCGAUGAGAGCACAGAUACUGAAGAGGCGGCGAGAAAUCACACGUUGGAUCCCGAGAGCAGCCAGUAAGCGCCCCGCAGCACCAUCGUCCCUCGCCCAGCAUCCCCUUUCCUGUGUUUUGUAUUUCUUUCAAUGCCUCCAACCUAGCGGUGAGUCAGUCAGUUACGUCAACGCUCAGUGCUGGUGUAGAGAGAAAAGUUGUGACCCAGCCUCACCAGCACCUUUCCCUGGUCUGGAAGAGAGAGACAGACAGACUCAUAGGACGUGCAGAAGGAGAGGAACCAAUGCAUUCUUUGUUGUGAAAACGUAAAUAUGCCGACCUGGGAAGAGGGUGGGGAAAGCAAUGGGAUUGCACAACCAAACCAGCCCACCAUUAAACAGAAAUAAAAGCCAUAGCAGUCUCCUAUGGCUAUGAUGUAUUGUUUAGGUGUACCAGCUAAGUAAGUAUCCUGGACAGCCACAAAUCUUACUGUCUUAUGUCUGAUCUUUACAUUCUCAUUUUGCGUCUUAUUUAUUAAAACAUUUAUAUCCCA